Molecule: messenger RNA, 264 nt
Organism: Fusarium poae
Lineage: Eukaryota; Fungi; Ascomycota; Sordariomycetes; Hypocreales; Nectriaceae
Exons: 4
Coding region: 1-264 (87 amino acids)
Biological process (GO): regulation of transcription by RNA polymerase II
Cellular component (GO): chromatin
Molecular function (GO): DNA-binding transcription factor activity, RNA polymerase II-specific; RNA polymerase II cis-regulatory region sequence-specific DNA binding
Source: RefSeq, a predicted model, not a curated record
AUGAGCGACUACAGUGACCCUCAAUUAACGCCGAAUGGAAAGGUGUCCAAAGCAAAAAAGGGAAAACCCGUUCACGUCUGUUCAGAAUGUCAAAAGGUAUACACUAGAGCCGAACAUCUUAGACGGCAUCAAUCUUCCCACCAAGAGCCACAAUACCAAUGUCAAAUUUGCGAAAGGCGCUUUCAUAGAAGGGAUUUAUUAGAAAGACAUUUUAGACGACAUGAGGGUGAAGGCGAGCAUACACAAGACGACUACCAGCAAUAG